GUUUGUUGACCUUGAUAUACCCUCGAUACCUACUAGCAGAGUAGCAGACAAAUAGAAAGUAUUUUUAUGUAGAUUAUCUGAUAAAAAAUGUUAAACAAUAAACAUAUCAUUAAUUUUAUACAUGGACUAAAUUACUAACAAAAGUGUAAAUUGUGGCAAGUUGCAACUCAUUUUUAGAUGUAAAUACUGUUCUGUGAUUUUUUUACCGUACAGUCGACGGCACAUUAACCUAUGAAAUAUGGAGACAAGAUGGCGGAAGUGGGAUUCCCUGGGCAGCACACGACCACCACCACGGUGACGUCGAGCACCACUGUCCAGACCAACCUGAGGUUCGACCCUCUCUAUGUGAGGACCAUCCCUGGCAUACUCAAAGUUGUACAAGUUGUGAGCAGUUUAAUCGGUUUCCUCUGCAUCCAACUGUCCCGGUACAGUCACCUGUCCAAAGGCGCAUACUUCAUCUGGAUCUCGAUGUUCGCGUUCUGGUUCUCCGGCAUCUUGCUGUUCCUGUACCUGUUCCACAUGGUGGAGAAGUUCUACAAGAUCCCGUGGCUGAAGAUCGAGUUUGUUUUCUGUGCGUUGUGGACACUGCUGUAUUUGAUCGCGGCUAGUAUAGCCACGUCGGUUUACGAUGGAGGAUAUUCUGCUGGAGCGUUCUUCGGGUUCGCAGCUACGCUAGCGUACGCGAUCGAUGCGUUCCUGAAGUGGCGGGCGGUGCGCGCGGGGGGGCUGGCGCAGGGCGCGCGGGUCGUGUCCAAGCAGACCACGUCUGUGGAGCGCCCGCCGCCCCCGCCCCGCCAGGGCUACUAGUGGAUGUCCAUGUUACGCAAUUUUGAACUUUAUUUGCCGAGUUAUUUUCCCGAUUUCGUACUAAAAUGGAAACGCCACCGACGAGUUAAGUGUUUAGACCUCAAUAGGAGCAUAGACUGGUUUACGACUGUAAUACGUUUGUUUUGAUAUUUAAAAGGUCGACAUAUAAUUUAUGGUAUAUAUCAUAUACUUAAUAAAAUGUUAGCACGUUCGACAUUGAUAAUGUAAUUUACGAUUUAUGAAAUAAUUAAUUUGCAAUGGGCUAAGAUUUUGAUUUUGAGAGGGAAAAUUUAAAUUACCUUUUUUAAAUAUCUAAACAAACGAGGUAUACUAUUUUCCCAAAAAGUCCGGAAACUCAAUUUAUAGAUUGGUUUGCACCGGACUUAUUGUAUGAGGGGUUAAUAGCCCUUACAAUAAAGCAACAUUGAUUUUAAACUUAUAUUAAUAUAUAAAUUUAAAAUAAAUGUUGCUUUCCAGUCUCGCGACUGUUGGCUCCGUUUACCCCCUAAAUAUAAUAUAGAAGUGAUUCUUUAACCUAAUUCACUUACAGUCUUUGUUUCUUUGUGCAAAAAAAUAUUGCUUAUUUUAACUUGAAUGUUUUCUCUCUAAUGUUUGAUGAAUACCUCUUUAACAUGUUAAAUAGUGUAGACCGCACUUGUCUUGCACCUAGUCAUGCAAGAAGCAUUAUUUAAAAUAUGCACUUUAUUGAUAUAAAAACAUUUUAAAAAAAUACACGACAAUUGAAUAGUAUAAAAAGACAAUGCAAUGACAAAAUUAAUAAGUUUUUAAACUUCAUCUCAACAAGGAGAUAUGUCAAAUUUGACGUUUCAUCCGCCAAUCGGAAAUUAACACGCAAUUUUGCUUUAUUCUGAUUGGAUAAAACACGAAAUGUAAUAUUUGACGUAAAUCCUCUAGUUGUGAAUGAUUAGUACAUUAAAAUAAAUGAAUUAAUGACUACUGUUAGAAUUUAUUUUUAGUAAUAAGAAUUUAUCUAAUCAAUUAUUAACACAUUGUCACAAAUAUAUAUUGGACGAUGGCUGAUUGCGAUGAUAAAUCAAUUAUUAAUUUCGUGUUAUAUUUGUUGUUUUUAAAGUUUAUAUAUAUUUAGAUUAAGAACAAAAUGUACCUUUAUAUGUAAGUACUUAAUACAGCUAACUAUUACUAAUGUUAUUCUGUUCCAUACGAAUUUAUACCGGAAUUUGUGAAGUUUAUUACAAGAAAUUGUACCAAAGAUUUGGCGUCUGUAAAUUAUGGGUAUGCUCAAUGAUUUAUUUCAUUUUAUAAACAUAUUUAAUGAUCUAUUUAAUUGUAUUUUUGUACUGAUCUUCUAUACUUCGUAAUUAUUUUUCUAUGAAUGCUUUAAAUAUAUAGGGUAAUUUAAUUAAUUCGUGUAUUCUCAGAAAUUUUAACAGUGUAUGGUUAAUAAAUCGGUUCUUGAUCGAAAGGCGACAUAAGUGUUCCGUACUCUAAAGACAAUUGCAGCAUAAUCAAGAGAAUACUAUUGAUUUAAAUAACCCUGGAUAUUAUUAGCUAUCUUUUAUAAAUAUUAUGACACUACAUCACUACCUGAGUUAGAGUAUGGGAUGAGACGGAUAAGAAUAUAUAAGUAAGAUAUAUGACUGUCACGUAAAUUUGUUGAUCUUUUUAUUAGUGAUAACCAUUGAUAAUACGUAUUUUUUCUAUGAAAUAUUUACAAUAAAAAUUGUUUAUCAAAGCAUUUACAAGAACCAUUUCAGCUUGAAGAUAAAGCAAUCGGCUAGCACGAAUAUUUGCGAGAACGUAAUCGUAUCGACAAGUUCAAAAACUUUAUAGAGGCGUAUGAUGAAAGUGCUGUCCAUUUUCUAUAUAAAUUUUCUUAAUGGCGAUAACGUACUCGCAAAAUCUCGUACUAGCCCCAAAUAUUUUUAUAAUUUCGAGAUAGCUACUUAAAACAUGACCAUUAUUUUCUCUACUCUGAUAGUUACAGAGAUAAAUUUAACUUAACGAACAAAAUUUGCUAUAUACUAAGCUUUAUUAAUAUUGGAAUUGAGACACUAUUUAUGUUAAAAUAUAAUAUUUUGUGGUGUGGUGCCUUGAAUUAAAUCGACGCUUUAUAAAUGUAUCUAGCUCUAAGGUAAAUAAUAAAGAAAACUAUAUUUUUUACACUCAUUUUAGGCAAAGCUGUGACACUUAUAAAAUUGAGAUUAAUUAAUUAAUAAUAUUCAUAAAUAAACAUGCACAACUCAGCUGGCUUCAAAGUUGGUACCUUUUUGUUAUGGAAUACUAUAAAACGUUUAGAUUUUAGUUCUUCGUAUGUCCAUAUUUGUAGAAUUAUUUGUUUUUGCCUUGUCUUAAGAAUAUACAUAACAAUUUCGUUUCUUACUAUACGUAAAUUAUUAUUAGAAGAAACGUUAAUUUUUUCAAGACUUACUACUUGAAACUGAUAAACACGUAUUAGUCAUGAAGUGCCGUCAAUAUCUGUCAUUAUACAAAGCGAAACCACGUAUUGUUUUUCUUAGGUGAAGAGUAUUUUCUAUUAUAUUGCGUAUUUUAAUUUCCAUGCAUUUAUUUCACAUUGAUUUAGCAAAGCCGUUGCUGUCAUAAUUACUAUGUUAUUUGUCACGUAUAUUACAAUGCCGCGACAUCGACACAGUGCCUUGAAUAAAGUAGAUUUUUGUGUUUGAUAUAUACAAAAUGUUUUAUACUUAUCGUAACUUUAUUUCUUUUUUUUUUUCGAUUGUUUAUUUCGAGCAAAAAAUCGAUUCUUUUGUAAAUAUUUGAUUUGAGCUGUACGAGUAUGUUUUUUUUUUAACAUAGGUUAGUUGUUACUGUCACUAUUCAGCAUUUUGACAAGUAAAUGUUAAAUGUACCUAUUAUAAAAAGAAUUAAAACGUUAGUCAUA
Molecule: messenger RNA, 3688 nt
Organism: Plodia interpunctella (Indianmeal moth)
Lineage: Eukaryota; Metazoa; Arthropoda; Insecta; Lepidoptera; Pyralidae
Product: CKLF-like MARVEL transmembrane domain-containing protein 4
Exons: 4
Coding region: 232-807 (191 amino acids)
Cellular component (GO): membrane
Source: RefSeq, a predicted model, not a curated record